Falco peregrinus (peregrine falcon) is the source of this 2199-nucleotide messenger RNA. RefSeq names its product G protein-coupled receptor 160 (gene GPR160). Gene Ontology annotation, cellular component: signaling receptor complex; plasma membrane. The coding region runs from base 784 to 1803 and encodes 339 amino acids. The transcript has 2 exons. The record is from RefSeq and is a predicted model, not a curated record. Lineage: Eukaryota; Metazoa; Chordata; Aves; Falconiformes; Falconidae.
GGCUGUUGUCGUGCUGUAACAGGUUCUAGCAGGCGAAAGGUACGUGCGCGGGUGAAGGCGAAGCAGCGAGCCCGGGUGGGCCGGUGGCCGAGUUCCGUGGACGCAUCUCAGGGUGCACUGCCAAGCGUUUCCAGUUGUUCCAAGCUGUUUUUUCAGGAGACGCCGACUCAAACGCUCGCUAGCCCCCGCAAGCUGGUAACAACGCGGUGUGGGUGCCUGUUUAAAUACAAGUGAAUCACUGUUACCAGAGCUCCUGAGAGGCGGUUCCGCUGUACGGCUGCCUUGGCUCCUCAGCUUUUCUCUGCUGAAGCAUCCUGCUCCUUUAGGAAAGAGAGCAGAAAGCAGGUACAUCUUCACCUAGUGUGUCCCGCUGACACACAUGAAGCCAUCCCGUGUGCAUUUUCCUCAGCAGUUAGCACAUGGAGAACAGUUCCUGUAAGGCUUCGGAUUGCCUUCGUGUUCCAGGAUUUUAGCACCGAAAAGGGAUGAGUUGGGUUGAUGCUUCUAAUGCUUACAGGACGUUUCUGCAGUCUCAGUUCCAUAUAGGUUCUUUGAGCAUAAUGAACUGUGAGGCCAAAAUGUGAAAUCUUGUAUGAUUUCUGUCCUCUGUCGUUGUCUAAUUUCUUCAAAAUAUGUAGGAGCUCUGAAACAUCCCUCCCUCAGCCCAGCUGGACAGAAAGACCCCCAUACUUUCUAAAGGAAAGGAACACAGCCAGCCUUUCCUUAGGAAAAAAUAUGAAGCACUGUGCCCUGUGAUACUUUGCUGGUCCUCACUAUCGGAGGAUGGCUGCCAUACUCUGUGAAAAUUGUUCUGGUCAGUACCACUACACCCAGGUCAACCAAUCUUUUGAAAUCAGCUGCAUGUUGCUCCUGAUUGUACUCGGGAAAGUGUUCCUUGAUUUCUUCAUGUUGCAAGUUAAGCAAAAAAAUGUGAAAACUAGUUUUUUGGGAUACUUUUGCAUUUCACUAGCACUUCUUGAUUUCGUACUGCUGAUGAGUAUAUCUUUCAUUUUCUGUUUUGAGGACUUUGCCCUCUGGGGUGUGCGCUUUACAAAGUACCACAUUUGCCUGUUCACUCAGAUAAUUUCUCUUACUUACAGUAUUUUGCAUUACCCGGUGUAUCUUGUGGCCGGUCUGGAUUAUUACAUGACUGUAGCCCAAACCUCUCAAUUUCCUAAAAGAGGUCAAAGAUUACUUUAUGUAUUUGCUGUGGUUGUUAUAUGGAUUUCAGGGUUCUUUUGUAUUCUAAAAGUUCCUGCUAUCUAUGAAGAACUAGAAAUUCAGAACCAUUUUUCCCCUUAUCAGUGCCCUCUCCAUACCAGCAUGCAGAGCUACUCGGUCUCAUGUGCCACGGUGCUGCUGAUAGCCGUGGCUCUUCUGGCUUGUUGGAAGCAAGUUGUAACCAUGCUGCUGUCUGUCAGGGUAGUUUCCUUUGCCGGUCAGCCUGUUCUGAUGUUCCCCUGUGUGUCUAACAACAACGGCACUUGCUCUAAGUGGCAGCUCCUGACCAGACUCCUCAUCUGUUUUCUUGGCACUUGGGCACCUUUAGUUCUUCUUCAAAUUAUCAUUUUGUUUCUCGGUGCUCGGAUUCCAGCCUACAUGGAGAUGAACGUCCCUUGGCUGUACUUCAUCAACAGCUUUCUCAUUGCAGUAGCAUACUGGUGUCGAUGUCACGAUGUUGAACUGACAGAGGAGAUGUGGUCUACAGAUCCAUUUGUCAGCUGGAAAUUCUGCUUUAUGCCAUUUAACAAUGAAAACACAGAGCCAGCCGAUAGGCCUGGCACAGUCAUUGUGAUCUGUUAAUGAGCUGCUGACUGAAAAGACUGCAGAUAAGUCCUGUGCGACAGCAGUGUGUAGUUUGGCGUUCGGUGGCUGUGUCCUUGCAGAUGAUCAUCUGUAGGAAUGGAAACAUCUCCAGAGCUACAACCCUUGGAAAAAAGUCCAGCGUCCACCGGUAUUGUAAUGACUGUUGCACCAGAGCAUGGGACGUGGCCCACUUCCACACUGGUUUCCAGCGGGCAGAAAGCACCUGCCAGCUCAGAGCAUUUCAGUUGAAAGUAUGGGUUUACCAAAAGAGCGCUACUUAUAUACGUUUUCAGUUAAACCCUAUGUUUAUGGCUAGAAUUUUACACUUCCUUUAAAGGGAACAAACUCAGGUUUUAUAGUACAAAAUGCAAUAAAGUCUUCUUCAAAGCUGGA